CGACUUGCCCUUCUUUCUUUCCUCAGCUGAUCUUGCCUCUUCUCCCAGGACCUGACCUGCUUUUUCCCUGCCAGCUCUGACUCUCUGCCCGCCCCUAAGUCUCCCCCAGUCUGUACUGGGUUGAAGCCUGCCCCUGCCACCCAGCAGUCUGAGCUGCUGCUGCUGAGGCUGAUCUGCCUGAAGUCUCCCAGGACAGAGGGGAAGCCAGCCCACAGAGUCCAGAGGAAAAGAGAAUCAUGGGGUCCCGGGCUGAGCUGUGCACUCUCUUAGGCGGACUCUCACUCCUCCUGCUCCUGAUGUCAGGCCAGGGGGCCAAGGGUGGAUCUCUCAAAGAGAGUCAGGGGGUCUGCUCCAAGCAGACGCUGGUGGUCCCGCUCCGCUACAACGAGUCCUACAGCCAGCCGGUGUACAAGCCUUACCUGACCCUGUGCGCCGGAAGGCGCACGUGCAGCACCUACAGGACCACUUACCGCGUGGCGUGGCGGGAGGUGAGGCGGGAGGUGCAGCAGACCCAUGCCGUGUGCUGCCAGGGCUGGAAGAAGCGGCACCCGGGGGCGCUCACCUGUGAAGCCAUCUGCGCCAAGCCUUGCCUGCACGGAGGCGCCUGCGUUCGGCCCGACCAGUGCGAGUGCGCCCCCGGCUGGGGAGGGAAGCACUGUCACGUGGAUGUGGAUGAAUGUAGGGCCGGCGUCACCCUCUGCUCCCACCGUUGUCUCAACACGGCGGGCAGCUUCACCUGCAGCUGCCCCCUCGGCCUGUUGCUGGGCCUGGACGGGCGCACCUGCGCGGCGGGGUCCCCGGAGCCGCCAACCGGCGCCAGCAUCCUCAGUGUGGCCGUUCGGGAGGCGGAACACGAGGAGCGCGCACUGAGGCGGGAGAUUCGUGAGCUGCGAGGGCGCCUGGAGCGGCUGGAGCAGUGGGUGGGUCAGGCCGGGGCCUGGGUCAGAGCGGUGCUGCCUGUGCCACCCGAAGAGCUGCAGCCGGAACAGGUGGCUGAGCUGUGGGGCAGGGGCGACAGGAUCGAAUCUCUCAGCGAUCAGGUGCUGCUGCUGGAGGAGAGGCUGGGCACCUGCUCCUGCGAGGACAACAGCCUGGGCCCUGGCCUCAAUCAUUGAUAAGGAGCCUCGCAGCGCCGCUGGCCCCUAAUUUAUACAGAAACUGGACCCACUAAUCCUCUGAGAUUGGCCAACGGGGAGCUGCAGAUAAGGCUAUUAGCCACCGAGGCACAAUGAGCAAUGGAAACUUCGGAGAGCUGGAGAAAGGGGAAGGCGGGUGGUCUUGGCCUACCCCUGAGCCUUCUGGCUGGGGGCAGGUUGCCUGGGCAAGGACUGCUUCUUCAACUCCUUAACAAACGCAACCAGCAAACACCCAGAUCUCUCUCUCUUUAUUUUCAGUUUCUUGCUUUUAUCCAGGUAAUUAAUAAAAACCAACCAC
Lemur catta (Ring-tailed lemur) is the source of this 1434-nucleotide messenger RNA. RefSeq names its product EGF like domain multiple 8 (gene EGFL8). The record is from RefSeq and is a predicted model, not a curated record. Gene Ontology annotation, cellular component: extracellular region; cell surface. The transcript has 10 exons. Lineage: Eukaryota; Metazoa; Chordata; Mammalia; Primates; Lemuridae. Gene Ontology annotation, biological process: anatomical structure development. Bases 237 to 1115 code for a protein of 292 amino acids. Gene Ontology annotation, molecular function: signaling receptor binding; calcium ion binding.